Messenger RNA from Vitis riparia (riverbank grape), 1017 nucleotides. RefSeq names its product acyl-acyl carrier protein thioesterase ATL3, chloroplastic-like. Gene Ontology annotation, molecular function: fatty acyl-[ACP] hydrolase activity. The coding region runs from base 159 to 785 and encodes 208 amino acids. NCBI's taxonomy places the organism in Eukaryota, Viridiplantae, Streptophyta, Magnoliopsida, Vitales, Vitaceae. The transcript is spliced from 5 exons. Gene Ontology annotation, cellular component: chloroplast. The record is from RefSeq and is a predicted model, not a curated record.
UCAUAAGAACCGCAGGAUUAGGAAUCGGAGGGAAGGGUGAGACUGUGAGAGCAGACAACAAGCAGAAGGGAGGCGCAGGCCUUCUCAAUUGUAACGCCAACAAAUGCCCAACGGCUCCAACCAAUUUCUCUCCCUCCCCCCAACAACUCUGAGAAUCCAUGUUGCAGGCUCUCCUCUCCCCCACGCACAUGGCGGUUCCCGCCUCACGUGCCCACACAAGGGGCCUCCGUCUCUACCGUCCACCACUUCUUCUCCCGGCACCUCAGCCUCCUAGCAAUUGUCGCUCCCCACGUCUCCGAUCAGUCCCCGCCGUGAGAAGCGCCAGUGGACUUGCUUUUGAUUUCAAAGGCGGAAAAGGAAUGAGUGGGUUCCUUGAUGUUGAGCUCAAAGUCCGGGAUUAUGAAUUGGAUCAAUAUGGAGUUGUAAACAAUGCUGUUUAUGCAAGUUAUUGUCAACAUGGUCGGCAUGAGCUUCUGGAAAAGAUUGGUGUCAAUGCUGAUGCUGUUGCUCGCACUGGUGAUGCAUUGGCACUUUCAGAGCUGACACUCAAAUUCCUUGCACCUCUGAGAAGUGGAGACAGGUUUGUGGUGAAGGUGAGGGUCUCUGAUUCCUCAGCUGCCCGCUUAUACUUUGAACACUUCAUCUUCAAGCUCCCAAAUGAAGAGCCCAUCUUGGAAGCUAGGGCCACAGCAGUAUGUCUCGACAAAAACUACCGUCCCGUUCGAAUACCAACAGAGAUAAGAUCUAAAUUGGUUCAAUUCCUACGACAUGAGGAAUCCCAUUAAGUUCUCUCUCUCAAAUGUGAAAGAACAAAUCAACAUUACAGUCGCUAAAUUACCUUUGCCACAACAUAGUACAUCUGUAGCAUGGUUCACUUCAUUUCAUAUAAUUUUUUAUACCAUUUCAUGGAUCUUUCUGACUUGUUCAGAUCCUGAAAUUUUUUCUUUUUUUGGUCGCAGUCAAUUUUGUUAUACAUUAAAUUUGAUUAAUUUCCAUUAGUAGCAUGUGAUUGAAGUA